Molecule: messenger RNA, 393 nt
Organism: Salvia splendens (bonfire salvia)
Lineage: Eukaryota; Viridiplantae; Streptophyta; Magnoliopsida; Lamiales; Lamiaceae
Exons: 1
Coding region: 1-393 (130 amino acids)
Source: RefSeq, a predicted model, not a curated record
AUGAAAGACUUGGGAAACCUUAAAUACUUCUUGGGAAUAGAAGUACUGCGGUCUGAAGGCGGAAUCUUCUUACGACAGAAGAAAUACACCCUCGACAUUCUAGCGGAGACAGGCUUGAUUGAUUGCAAACCAGCCGAUACACCAAUCUUAGUGAACCACGGGCUACAGAUCUCUGAUGAAACUGAAUUAGCAGACCAAGGAAAGUACCAGCGACUGGUAGGGAAACUCAUUUAUCUCUCUCACACUAGACCAGACAUUGCAUAUGCAGUAGGAGUAGUAAGUCAAUUCAUGCACCGACCACAAAAAGACCACUAUGAAGCUGCGUUGAGGAUCGUGCGGUACCUCAAAGGAACAGUUGGACAUGGAAUAAUGUUCAGAAAGAAUGAACACUGA